UUUAAAAAUAUGAAAUGUUUUUGUUUCCGAAUCGCCGUAUCAGAUAUCUAUUUACGGUAGUUUGUAAUUUCUCCCAAGUUCUUAUUUGAUAAAUGAAUUACAAUUAAUUUAUUAAAAAACUUUGAUUUAAACAAAACAUUUGGGCAAAAAAAGCAGCUCGUAACUUUUAAAACUUGGAAUGCUGUGAAUAUUUUUUAAAACAAAUAGCCAAACCACCAAGUCUUUCAACAAAACAAUAUGUAUGGACCACCAGAAACGGACUCGGAAGAUGACUACGAUGGAUUCACAUUUGGAGACACCAUCAUAGAAGACCACCGAAAUCGCAAUCGCAAUCGGUACGUCUUUGAACAAAAAUCAGACCAUGACAUUGAACAGGCAAUCGAGGAAGGCGAACUUAACAAAUUUAUAGACUUGGUCGAAGAACGAAAUAUAAAUGUCAACGAUCUCCUACGAAAUGGUUCAAGUAUCAUGGCUAUAGCUUGUAGGACAGGCCAGUUUGAAAUAGUUAGAUACCUUAUUGAGCAGAAAGUCAACGUUAAUAAACAAGUUGAUUCCGUAACACCUUUAAUGGAAACAUGCGCUUGCAAAAAACGAAGCCCAGAAGUCACAAAAAUUGCGAAGAUUUUGCUAGAUGCCGGUGCUGUUGUCAAUGUGUCGGACAAAUAUGGGACGACUCCAUUUAUGUUAGCAUGCCAAAACGGUCAUUUAGAAGUGGUUCAACUUUUAAUUGAGGAUGUUUCAUUUGAUGCAUGCGACAACCAAGGUUGCACUCCGAUUUUCCAUGCAAUAGAACACAAUCAUUCCGAUAUAGUGAAGUUUCUAGUCGAAUGUGGAGCAAAUGUUACGGUUGCCAAUAAAAAGGGCUAUACACCGCGACAAGUGGCACAAUUUCAUGGCUUUUAUGAUAUUUUAGGAUUACUACCCAAAGAAAGGGAUCUUCCCUAUCAAGUUCCAACGACUUUUCUGUCAUACAACAGUAUCUGUGAUAUGAUUCCGAGGAUUUUUCUUAAAACUGAGUGUCCGGAGUAUUUUCAGGAUAUAAAUCUUAUAUUGAUGAACAUGGGCAUGGAAAACGUAUUGGAGUAUUUUGCUAAGGAAAAAAUAUCUUUGGCCGAAUUUUUAACCAUGGAUGAUAAGAAAUUAGAGAAAAUCGGAAUCGAAUUUCCAAUUCAUCGGCUGAAAUUACUCAAGGGCUUACUUAAUUUCCAUUUAAAUCAAUGGACAAAACGAUCGAUCGCUCGAGUGCAAAAAGGUCAUCCAGAUAAUCCUUUGCAUUUCAGUUUCUAUGAAAUACUCAUUCUCUCCGCAAAUCAUCUACAAAAUCUUGUCAUAAUAAAUUCUUCCUUGAAAUACGUUAAAAACAACUUGGAAUGUGGCAAUUUCGGACCGAUAAACUCCGAACUUGUUAAAAACUUACGAUCGAAUCUUCAAAAGUACAAAUCAACUAUGAAGGAAAUUAACCAGACAACAAAAUACCUCCAAUCAUUCAGUCCAGCUCAUCCACCGUUAUAUAUCGACUAUGACGAAUAUUUGGCCGAAAAGAAGAAAAACAAUAUAAGAAAGUUUUUUAAAUACACAGCUUUUGUUGCAGUUUCAGUGGCCAUCUGUUUAAAACUUCAAAAAUGCAUAUGAUUUUGAAAUUAAAAAAUUGCAGUCAUUCCCCGAAAUGAAUAAAUAAAUUAAAACAGUUUUGUUGUUACGA
This is a messenger RNA of Eupeodes corollae, 1702 nucleotides long. RefSeq lists its product as uncharacterized. Gene Ontology annotation, cellular component: pi-body. The coding region runs from base 238 to 1632 and encodes 464 amino acids. Gene Ontology annotation, biological process: piRNA processing. Gene Ontology annotation, molecular function: protein binding. The transcript is spliced from 5 exons. Lineage: Eukaryota; Metazoa; Arthropoda; Insecta; Diptera; Syrphidae. The record is from RefSeq and is a predicted model, not a curated record.